This is a messenger RNA of Colletotrichum higginsianum IMI 349063, 1332 nucleotides long. RefSeq lists its product as uncharacterized. Bases 1 to 1332 code for a protein of 443 amino acids. The transcript has a single exon. NCBI's taxonomy places the organism in Eukaryota, Fungi, Ascomycota, Sordariomycetes, Glomerellales, Glomerellaceae. The record is from RefSeq and is a predicted model, not a curated record.
AUGCCGAAACCGAGAGACGGACUGGUUUGGGAGAAUGGCGGGUUCGACCUAGAGCCCCGUUGGACAAGAGAGCCAUCACUGACAGCGAUCGAGAAGGUCUGCCGCCGACAGCUGGGAAUUGGCGAUGGCGCCAACUGCGAUGUCUCAUUCUACGCAGCGGGUGCUCUCAACAAGCUGUAUCUCGUACAGAGGGAUGACGUCAAAUUGAUUAUGCGCGCGUCUCUCCCGGUAGAUCCUGGCGACAAAACCCGUGGCGAGGUAGCGACCCUACGCUGGCUUCGACGCUGGACCAGCGCUCCUGUCCCUCAUAUCUUCGCCUUUGACGACUCCAAUGACAACGAGAUCGGCUUCGAGUGGAUUCUGAUGGAACUCAUGCCCGGUGUCUCGGCGUACAAGCGAUGGCGAAGCAUGUCGAUGGCCCAGAAAACGGCCUUGGUUGAGGAGGUUGCCAAAUAUCAGACCCAGAUUCGCAUGCAACAGGGCGGAUUCCAAAGCAUUGGGACCCUUCGAACCAACAAAACCGACGAACAGGGUCAGCACAUAGAGCAGCGAGAUUCAGAGCUCCCUGUGACGCCAUGCAAAAUGGUAUCUCUUGUCUUCUUUUGGGGUGACCAUUACGACUACGAUAUUCCACGAGGCCCGUUUCGUUCCAGCCAUGACUGGUUGAGCUCCUUUUUAAACAUCAUAAUUCUCGACAGCAAGGCAGCUCUGCGGGAAGCGGAAGAUGAAGAGGAUGAGGAAGACGCAGCGGAGGCCGUGGAAGUCGCACAGAAGCUUCUCGCCCUGCUGCCCCAGAUCUUCCCCAGCAUCCAGCACCCUCCCGAACGAAGCUUUCUUUGGCAUGACGACCUGUCGCUACAAAACAUCUUGGUAGAUGACCAAGGGAAAAUCACUGCGUUGCUGGAUUGGGAGUGCGUCUCUACGAUGCCUUCGUGGGCCGGCACCCAGAUGCCCAAGUUCCUGAGCGGGGCGCGAAGGGACGAGAAACCUGAUCGCGACGGAUACGGAGACGAGAGUGCGGGACAGGACGACACGUUAUCCGGCGUCGAUCGCGACGAGGAGCUGGACAACGAGGGGAAAGAUGAGUUGUACUGGAUUCACUUGAUGGAAUUCGAACAGACGCAGCUGAGGAAGGUCUACGCAGCACGCAUGCAACAGCUACGUCCUGACUGGGCGACGGAGGUCGAGGACGGCUCGCUGAAGAGGGAUUUUCUCGAAGCUGUUCAUCGCUGCAGGAGCGGGUUCUAUUUGAAACGCAUAUCUCAGUGGGUUGAUGCCAUCACGGCAGGAGACUUUCGGCGCCUUGCCGAGACGCUCCAAACAGGGCGAUGA